Molecule: messenger RNA, 729 nt
Organism: Mycotypha africana
Lineage: Eukaryota; Fungi; Mucoromycota; Mucoromycetes; Mucorales; Mycotyphaceae
Product: vacuolar membrane protein-domain-containing protein
Exons: 4
Coding region: 1-729 (242 amino acids)
Cellular component (GO): membrane
Source: RefSeq, a predicted model, not a curated record
AUGUCAAUACCUUUGCAGCUCGAUACGGCUUCAAAUGUUCCUUUUAAAAAUGAUGAAGGAAAAAAUGACGACGAUAAUUCUUGCCAGCUACUAGAUGAGUUUGGUGCGCUAGUACAGCUUUUCUUGGCUUGCUCCAUAUUGCUCUCAUUAAUGUACAAAAGAUCAAAAGAAUCACCGAGAAGACCGUGGCAGAUAUGGUUUCUGGAUGUGAGUAAGCAAUUUAUUGGAGCAGGUAUGAUCCAUUUCAUAAAUAUUGGACUAAGCUAUUUUACAGCUUUCCGGCAUCAUGGAUCUCCCAUAGCAACAAAUCCUUGCGUCUGGUAUUUUAUGAAUGUAGCAGCUGAUACAACAGUCGGUAUAUUCGUUCUAUGGUGCUGGCUUACACUAUUGCUGGGUACGUUGAGAAAACUCCAUGUCAACAUAACUGAAACAGGAGAUUAUGGACCGCCUCCUCUUUCGCGCAGAAUGAAACCAUGGCUUGAACAGCUUGCUAUCUUUAUAGUAGCUCUCAUUUUGGCGAAGGCAUGUCUGUAUGAAAUCUUAAUUUCUUGUGAAUGGUUUAUAUGGAUCGGUGAAGUAUGCAUAAGUUGGACGUUAAUUGAUCAGAAGCUUCAAGUUAUUUUCGUCAUGUUGAUCUUUCCGUUCUUUAUGAACACAGUUCAAUUUUGGUUGACAGAUACAAUGCUGGAAUCUAAAAUUGCUUUUCCGAUGGACGAUGUACCUAUUUAA